GCUUUGGGUUUGAAGCUGGUGAAGAAGGUUGAUGAUAGACCUCAAUACAAGUACACUUUAGCUAUGCUUGGGUAUGCAGAGGAGCACGAGACAGUUGUGUUGGAGCUGACAUAUAACUAUGGUGUCACUGGAUACACCAAGGGAUGCUUAUGCACAAGUUGCUAUUGCCACUGAUGAUGUAUACAAGAGUGCUGAGGUAGUCAACAUAGUCACUCAAGAGCUUGGAGGAAGAUUACCAGGCAGCCAGGUGUUGGUUGACAACAUUUUCUGAAGGAACUGGAGUGAAGUUUGCUAGCUUUUCAGUUUUCACGAAUAAUGAGUUUUCAGUUUUCAAGCUUGAAUGCUUCAGUUCUCUGGAAAGUUUGUAGAUCAUGAAGGAGGUAAUUUGUAAUUCAUUGAAAGGAGCAAUACCAGUGGUGCUAAUGGUGUUGUCUCAGGUUGGAUAUGCUGCUGUGAAUAUAAUGUACAAGCUGGCCAUAAAUGAUGGAAUGAGUAUGAGGGUAGCUGCCGCUUACCGCCUUUCUUUUGCAGCGGCUUUUACUAUUCCCCUUGCUCUUAUCUUUGAUAGGAAGAAGAGACCAAAGCUUACUUGGAAGGUUCUCUAUAUGACAUUUCUUUGUGGAUUAUUUGGGGGAAGUUUGCUUCUAAACCUUUAUGGCGUGGGACUAACUUUGACUUCAGCAACAUUUAUGUUGUCAAUGCUCAACCUUGUUCCAGGAGUUACCUUCAUCAUGGCCAUAUCCUUCGGAUUGGAAAAGCUAAAUUGGGGAUUAGCAGAGGGAAAGGCCAAGAUAAUAGGAACAUUAAUUAGCAUAAGUGGGGCAAUGCUGAUGAUAUUUUAUAAAGGAGGAGAAAUUGAUAUUUGGAAAUCCAAUAUAAACCUUAUGCAUCAACGUCAUAAUCAAAAUGGGCUUAUGGAACCACUGCAUGCUGAUUUUAGUAAUAAACUAUUGGGAAUUCCAUGUGCUAUAGGAAGUUGUUGCUCAUUUUCUUUGUGGUUAAUUAUCCAGACUAAGUUGAAUGAAGAAUAUCCAUGCCAUCAUUCAAGCUCAGCUUUGAUGUCCACCAUGGGAGCAAUUCAGGCCAUUGUUUUGGCUCUUUGUGUUGAUAGAGAGUGGGCGCAAUGGAAGCUCGGUUAUGAUAUCAGACUUCUCACUAUUGUUUAUUCGGGAAUUGUAGGUUCAGGAAUAGUGAUUGUUGCCAUUGCUUGGUGCAUAAAAAUGAGAGGUCCUAUAUUUGCAUCUAUUUUCAAUCCUCUUCAGCUUUUACUUGUGGCUAUCUCUGCCUAUUUGUUAUUGGAUGAAAAGUUAUAUUUAGGAAGUGUCUUUGGAGCAGUGUUAAUCGUAUGCGGCAUAUAUGCAGUGCUUUGGAGCAAAAGCAAAGAAAUGAAAAACAAGAUUAAGUUGUUAUCAUUAGAGAUCGACAUUAAGUCUGAGCCGGUGGUUGAGAUCGUUAUGUCCAAUCCUCAUAAGUGAACGAGAAAUUAUAUUUAUUUUUUUUAUGGAGGAGAAAUUAUAUUCCAUCCUAAUCAUUUUACACUAAUAAAUUAGGAUACAUAGAUACAUAUAUGAAAGCAAUAGAAAAACAGGAUCCAGUUUCCGUGCCGUAAGAAAAUGACGUAGUUACACGUAGUUACACGCAUCAAUAGAUUUUGGUAAUUGAUUCUAAGAUCGGACGAUCUAAAUCACACAUUUAGAAAAUCCACCUUAAAUAAUCCCGACCAUUGGUUAUGUUCAGACAGUUGAAAGUAGUAAUUGCAUACAUGGAGGUUGAACUAAUUUGUAAUUAGGUUCUACCAUUAAACUGAUGUUAAUAAAUUGUUAGUCAACAAUGGUGUCAUAUUAUAUAAAUAGGUCCCUUCGGCAAUUUUUUGAUUGUAAAUAAGUCCCUAAACUAAUUUAAACAAUGCAAAUUGGUCCUUAGAAAAUUCUCUAACACCAUAGCUUAUUGCCUUAA
Messenger RNA from Trifolium pratense (red clover), 1956 nucleotides. RefSeq names its product WAT1-related protein At1g25270-like. Gene Ontology annotation, cellular component: plasma membrane. Gene Ontology annotation, molecular function: transmembrane transporter activity. The transcript is spliced from 11 exons. Bases 372 to 1475 code for a protein of 367 amino acids. The record is from RefSeq and is a predicted model, not a curated record. NCBI's taxonomy places the organism in Eukaryota, Viridiplantae, Streptophyta, Magnoliopsida, Fabales, Fabaceae.